This is a messenger RNA of Cladocopium goreaui, 273 nucleotides long. The record is from the annotation of a GenBank genome assembly. Lineage: Eukaryota; Dinophyceae; Suessiales; Symbiodiniaceae.
AUGACCAAGGUCCAGUGCUACUGCGAAGCGGUGGAAGGGAGACGGAAGAGCCUUGCUGCGGUAGAUGGCUUUUACCGUCUUCAGUCCGCAAGGAUGAAGCUGAGUUUCGGUGCAGUGACAUUGUGCCAUGGAAAAGGAAUGAACAUCAGAUUUGAAAGAGAAUUAGAAUUGGACAAUAUGUGGUCAUUGAAUGGGGCUGCCCCUUUGUGCCUUGCGGAUCUGAACCUCGAACACGACUCACGAUUCGUGUUCUUCCAUAUCCCGGAAAAGUAA